Molecule: messenger RNA, 1196 nt
Organism: Oppiella nova
Lineage: Eukaryota; Metazoa; Arthropoda; Arachnida; Sarcoptiformes; Oppiidae
Source: the annotation of a GenBank genome assembly
GUAAAAUAAUUUUCAAAUUAUAGAUAGGAUAUCAUUGAUAAUAAAAAAGCAACACUUUUUAAGCACAGAUCUGUUAUAUAAGCGAAAAAAGUUUGCAAUUCAUUCACAACUCAUUCACUCUCUCUUUCUANCAUCUGAGGUGAUCAACUGGAGGUGCAAUUUGGACACUAAGAGACGCGCCGUUCAGCCAACCGUUUGCAAGGAUGAGGCCGGAGGUAGGGCCGACUGGAAGACUCAGACCGACCAGGUUCAGGCCACUCUAGUCAAACUGAUCCCCACAUUGCAUGAAUUGGGAAGUGAAUACUGGGCCACUCAGCACCAGAGGAUGUUGGACUUCAUUAAAAACAAUUUGCCUGAAAUUGACUCUGCGGUCAACUCUGUGUCCGACUCGGCCACCCGGGCCAGAAUCCUAUGCAUCCUUGUUGAGCAAUUGAGCUUACUCAAUACUGUUGCCUCCAGCAGACCCCCGUCUAAACUUAUCAAAGUAACCGUUGCUAAGCUCCAGGCGCUGAGCAAAGAGACAUUUGGCUCACUUAAGAUCCUCAAACUGAUAUAUGACAACAUCUCUGAAUUAGAUGACCACAUGAUGUCGUGGGCCGAGAAAUUAAGAGACAAUGAAAAGCUGUCCGUUUUGUAUGAUAUCUUCAAAGAUAUCCAUCACGCCGUCUAUGACUACGGUUUCUACAGAGCAAUGGCUGAGAUCCCAUUCAUUAGCAACAAAACGGAUCAGCCCUUAGCUACCGGUAAAUUCGCCGUUACCUCUGAGGUGAUCAACUGGAGGUGCAAUUUGGACACUAAGAGACGCGCUGUUAAGCCCACGGUCUGUAAGGACGAGGCCUCGGGUUGGGCCGACUGGAAGACACAGACCGACAAAGUGGUGACUACUCUCGUGGACCUCAUCCCUAAAUUGCAUGCAUUGGGAAGUGAAUACUGGGCCACUCAGCACCAGAGGAUGUUGGAUUUGAUUCGUGACAAUGUGUCUGAAAUUGACACUAAAGUGAAAUCGGUGGCGAACUCUUCCACCAGGGCUAGAAUCCUGUGCAUCCUUGUUGAGCAAUUGAACUUGCUCAAUAUUGUCGCCUCCACAAGAGCUCCCGAAUAAAUAAAUAACGGAAAUUUUCUUAGACUCAUAUCAUUGGUCUUAUUAAAAUUAAAUACAAUUUACAGCAUUUUUAAUAAUAAUAAAUUCAAAUAAA